Molecule: messenger RNA, 1839 nt
Organism: Penicillium salamii
Lineage: Eukaryota; Fungi; Ascomycota; Eurotiomycetes; Eurotiales; Aspergillaceae
Source: the annotation of a GenBank genome assembly
AUGCGGCUCCAAUGCGCCCAAGCAGUCAGGCAGCGGCCGUUGACCUCUUACAUUAAUCGCAUUGGCCAAAUCCGCACAUACAGGGCCGCCGUACUAGGCGCUGGCGUGACAGGCCUCACGUCCGCCUGGCGGCUGGCACAAGACCCUGAAUGUGAACAGGUCGUGAUUUACGAGAAAUCCAACCGGUUAGGUGGCUGGAUCGACUCCGAGAGAGUACCUGUCAAGGGAGGCGAAGUGCUAUUUGAGUACGGCCCGCGCACAUUGAGGGGAGCGAUACCAACAUCGCUUCCACUCCUCUACCUGGCCACAAAUCUAGGCCUGUAUCAAGAUCUUCUCUUUACGCCCAAGUCCAGCCCAGCGGCCCGCAAUCGGUUCAUUUAUUACCCAGACCGUCUGGUACAACUGCCCGGUCCUUCCACUAAGAAGCUCACAUUUAUCGAAAAUAUUCAACGGAUUAUCCAAAAUCUUCAGGAUCCAUUAUUUAAGGGACUGUUCUCGGGAGUUCUGAAAGACGUCCUCAGCCCACCCCGGCACCCGUCCGAAUGGGCGAAGGAUGAAUCGGUAGCCGAUUUUGUCGAACGUCGAUGGGGUUCCAAUAUUGCUGAGAACUUGGUCUCGUCGGUAUAUCAUGGGAUCUAUGCCGGAGAUAUCGAUCAAUUGAGUGCCCAAACGCUAAUGGGCGACCUUCGCAACAACGAGGGUGGCGUCGGUGGUGUUGGUGGGUUUGUUUCUGGCGGCGUACUGGGAUCUAUGAUAUCUCGGUCGAUGUCGAAGACAACGACAAGAAAAGUGGAUGAUUUCAUGGCAGUGGAAGCUAUACCUGCGGGCCCUGAGUUGGUCAGACGCCAACCUCAGCUAGAGAGGCUUCUUGCGCAAGCAAGUACUUUUAGCUUCAAGAAGGGCGUUGCACAGCUUACCGAAGCACUGGCUGCCUCGUUGAAUGCGUCUCCUAAAGUCAAGAUCCACAAGAAUAUCCAAGUUCAAACACUCGGUAGAACCCUGCACUCCUCCUCCAUUUCGAUCGAAACUCCCUCAUCACUUGAAAAGGGCAAGACAACAUGGUCCGAAUUCGACCAUGUCAUCUCAACAAUUCCCCCAGUAUCGCUUGCCAAAACCAUGCGUACAAACACAACGGACAAGGAGCCAAGAAUAAAAAACCCCGGCCAUACUCCUUAUCUCCUUGGCAAACAGAACUACGCCGUAACUGCCAUGGUCGUGAAUCUCUACUACCCAAACCCAAACCUUCUCCCAGUUGAGGGUUUCGGCUACCUCAUCCCACGCUCAAUUCCGUAUACUCAGAACCCCGAGUGCGGACUGGGUGUGAUCUUUGCCUCGCAAUCCAGUGUAGGUACUUGCGUGGAGGGUUCCCCUGUCAGCCAAGAUACCGUUCCCGGCACAAAACUCACUAUCAUGAUGGGUGGCCAUUAUUGGGAUGGUAGACAAGAGUAUCCGAACCACGAAACUGCCGUCAAGAUGGCACGCUCGAUGCUCAAACGACACCUUAACAUCACUGCUGAGCCCGCCGUUGCAAAGAGUCGCUUGCAGAAAGAUGCCAUUCCCCAAUAUACUGUUGGUCAUUUAGAUCGCAUGUAUGACCUGUCGACGGUUGUGCGGCAUGAGUUUGAUAACCGCCUCGUUCUGGCUGGAAAUUGGUAUAACGGGAUCGGCGUUGGCGAUUGUGUCAACCAGGGCAUCUUGGCUGCCACCUAUGGACUUGGUCGGAAACUAGGGGGUAGUGUGACACCUUGGCGACCGUGGCUGUCUUAUGAUUAUGAGAACUGGAAGUUGCAAGGUGGUGUUGUUACGGCCCCCGUGAGGUUGGUGGAUUCCACCAUUUAA